Molecule: messenger RNA, 5238 nt
Organism: Dunckerocampus dactyliophorus (ringed pipefish)
Lineage: Eukaryota; Metazoa; Chordata; Actinopteri; Syngnathiformes; Syngnathidae
Product: immunoglobulin-like and fibronectin type III domain-containing protein 1
Exons: 31
Coding region: 206-4918 (1570 amino acids)
Molecular function (GO): protein binding
Source: RefSeq, a predicted model, not a curated record
UCCCAAUGUCUCUGGAGUAAAUACGAAAAAAAACCUAAAGCGCUUUGGGCAGUGGCCGGAAGAGGAGCAUCAAGCACAGGUCCCGCACGCCACGGGAAGGAUCUAUUACAGUGAAAAAUUAGGAGCGAGCAGACUGGUGCCUGAGAAGAGAACACAGCUGAAAGCAGAACCUUCUGAAAUCUCCUGGCGUCAACAAGGUAUCACAAUGUGGAAAAAGUCAAAGGUGACCGAUCAGACUGCCGCUGGACAGACUGUCACCGAUACUGAGGGAGGUCACCCAGACGACAAAGGCAUCCGUAAGAAGUCCAAAGUGCCGGGGGUUAUGAUAACACAGUUUCAGGAGGAACUUCCAGAGGGAAUGACAACCCCAGAUUUUUCCCGAAAGCCCAUUGCCAUCACUAUUCAAGAAGGAAAAUGUGCCAUCUUUAAAGGCAUUGUGGUGGGGACUCCAAAGCCCAGUGUAACUUGGACGAGAGCAAAGGGAGAAAUCGUGUUUAACCCCGACACCUGCAGGCAAAAUUACAAUGAAUCAUCACACGAGCAUACUCUUGAGUUUCCCAAGGUGGCCCCAGAGGAUGCAGACACCUACAAGUGUUAUGCAACAAAUGAAUACGGCCGCGCUGUUUGCACUGCCGUCCUGAAUGUUAUUGAGGUUGGAUUCUCUAAAACCAAGGAACUCCAAAAGACAUAUGGGGAUGAUAUACCAGACUUUUUAAAGAGGAAACUUAAAAAACGUCCUACUGAGGAAGCAAAGGAAGAAAAGGCAAUGACACCAGAGGAGAAGGUCUGGGAAAUCCUUCUGAGUGCAGAUAAGAAAGACUACGAGCGCAUCUGCGCAGAACACGGGAUCACCAACUUCCGCGGUAUGCUGAAAAAACUCAAUGACAUGAAGAAGGAGCAAAACGAAGAUAUUGCAGCGUUUGUUUCACACAUGAAUACUCUGAAACACAUUGAUGUCGACGACGACGACUUAGCAACACUGGACUUGGAGGUGGAACUCAAGGAUAGUAAAGUAUUUCUUUACAAGGACGGCUCCAUGGUCCCGUUCACAAAAGAAGAAUGUGAGGAAAAAAAGCAUUCUUUGAAGCAAGUUGGCAAAAAACAUACUUUCACGAUGAAUAAUCAAGAUGUUGAUGUGGAGGGGGUCAGUGUGUUCGCCGCAGACUUUAAAGUACCCGAUGUCGACUUUGCUCUUAAAAUCCAAGAGGUCAAGGCAGAAGAGCGAGAAGAUGCACUCUUUAUUUGUGUCCUGACCGCACCUCUGCAUGAGAUCAAGUGGUUUGGUAAAAAUGCUCUGCUGUCCAAUGGUGAAAAGCACGAAAUCAGUGUUUCUGAAGACAAGCUCAUCCACAAGUUGAUCGUGCGCGACUGUUUGCCUUUGGAUGCUGGCAUUUACGCUGCUGUGGCAGGAAUCAAAUCGUGCAACGCCUGGCUUGUGGUUGAAGCGGACAAAGACGGUAGCAGCAAAGGGAAGAAAGCAGCUCGUAAAAGUACCAUGGCUGGAGUUGGGAAUGACGAAGACCUACUAAGAAUAGCCAAGGAGCAGCAGGAAAGAUAUCAGAAAGAAAUGGAGGAGAAGCUGGAGAUCGCCAAGAAGAGUCAAGCAGAGCGGGAUGCUGCAGAUGAAGCCGCCCGGCUGGAAGCACAGGCAGCUAGAAAGGCGGCCGCCGACGCCAAGGCUGAGGCCAAGGCUGCUGCCAAAGCUGCUGCCAAGGCAAAGAAGGCAGAAUCCAGCAAAGAUGAACCCAUUAGGAGAGCGUCGAGUGCAGGACAGAGAAAGGCUUCUGUUGCUGAUGGUGAAGCUGGGGCAAAAGAACCGAGCGAAGACAACGAAGAAGUUGGAGAAAAUUCCUUAUUUAUGGAAUCAGUUGUGGUAGAUGAAGUAAAAGAUGAAGAAGAAAGAAAGAAAAAACAUGAGGUUGAAGGAAAAGAUCAUGGUGAGGAAACUGCAAAGCAAAAAAGUGGCAAAAAGUCUGGAAAAAAAGAAAAACAUCUCAAAGUGAAAUUUGCAGACGGCGAAGAUGCUGCUGUUGGAAAUUAUCAUGGUGAGGAAACAGCUGCGCAAAAAAGUGGCAAAAAGUCUGUGAGAAAAGAAAACACAAACAGACCCACAGUGAAAAGUGCAGACAGUGAAGAUGCUGUUGUUGGAAAUGAUCACAGUGAGGAAAAGGAAAAGCAAAAAAGUGGGAAAAAGUCUGGGAAAAAAGAAAAACAUUCUAAAGACAGUGAAGAUGCUGAUGUUGGAAAUGAUCAUGGUGAGGAAACCACAGAGCAAAAUAGUGGAAAGUCUGGGCAAACAGAAAACGGCUCCAGUGAGAAAAUUGUGAACAGAAAAGAUGAUGAUGAUGAUGAUGAAGAUGUUCAAAUUUCUGACGACAAAGAUGAUGAUGAUGAUGACAUUGCAGGAAGUGAUGAAAGUGACGAGGAGGUGGAAGAGCAGCCAGCAGUUGGCAAGCGCGUUAGAGUACGGCAAGGCCCAUUGAUUGAGGAGACAGUUAUUGCCAUCGGAGCUCAACAGGAGGGCAUUUCACCUUACCCAGGUGUUCACUUCCACAUUGGACUUUCCGACUGCAAGGCCAUCACUGGGGAAGCGGCCGAGCUGAUGUGUAAACUCAGCAGCGAGGACUGUGAGGGAAUCUGGUACAAAGAUGGCGAAGAGAUCAAGUCUACCGAGGGUAUUACUGUUUCCAAAGAAGGAAGUUUCCAUAAGCUGAAAAUUCACAAAGCCACGGAUGAUGACGCCGGGAAGUAUAAGUUUGAAGCAGAUGGACGGAAGACAGAGGCCUUGAUUGUAGUGGAAGAUCCACCAAGAUUUGAUCCAGAGGAACUGAAAACAUUUAUCGUACCAGUAACCGUGAAAAAGGGACACAAGGCCACCUUCAAAUUACCCUACAGGGGCAGGGAGCCUAUCAAAGUUCAGUGGUACCUGGAGGGGGAAGAGCUUUCAGAUGAAGCAAACAUCAAGAUCGAGACAUCGGAUGGUUGCACCCGCCUGCUGCUCAUCAAGCUGCAGCGCAAAGACAGCGGCGAAGUCAAGUUAAAGCUAAAAAAUGAGUUUGGGACUGUUGAAGCCCUCAGUGAACUUAUUGUUAUGGAUAAACCAACUCCUCCAAUGGGACCUCUGGAGGUUGUCGAAGCCUCCUCUUCUGCGAUUGAGUUCAAGUGGAGACCCCCAAAAGAUAGUGGCGGCUGCAAGAUUGGCAACUACAUCCUGGAGAGGCAGCAAAUUGGCCGUAAUACCUGGAAGAAGGUUGGGCCCAUCGGUCCAGAAGCCAAAUACAGGGACCUUGAUGUAGAUCACGGCCGCAGGUACUGUUAUCGCAUCAGGGUGGAGACUGAAAUGGGCACCAGUGAGCUGAUGGAAACAGAGGAUAUUCAAGCUGGGACAAAAGCAUACCCUGGACCUCCAUCAGCACCAAAGGUUGUCAGCGCCUUCAAGGACUGCAUCAACCUGUCCUGGUCCCCUCCUGCUAACACCGGAGGAACCAAUAUCCUCGGCUACAACCUUGAGAAACGCAAGAAGGGCAGCAAUCUGUGGGGUCAGGUAAACCCGCCAGAGGAGAUGAUCAGAGCUAAAGGAUUUGCUGUAAAAGAUGUCGUAGAGGGAAUGGAAUACGAAUUUCGUGUGUCAGCUAUCAAUAACUCAGGAGCGGGUGAAUUCAGUACACCUUCUGAGUUUGUGUUUGCCAGAGACCCUAAAAAGCCUCCUGGAAAGGUCCUCGAUUUGAAAGUGACCGAUUCCACAUACACAACUCUAUCACUGUCUUGGAACAAGCCCAAGGACAUUGAAGGGGUCGAGGAUGAAGCCAAGGGAUACUUUGUGGAGAUCCGUCCCGCGGAGAACACGGACUGGAAUCGCUGCAAUUCUACCGUAUUAACCACAAAUUUCUACACAGUGAAAGGCAUGAAGUCAAUGGCCAUGUACUGGGUGAGAGUCAUUGCUAUGAACGAUGGCGGGGAGGGAGAACCACAGGAACUGGACAACUAUGUCCUCGCUAUGCCUCCUCCUGUGAGACCACGCUUCACGGAUGCCAAAAUCAAGAGCUUCAUGGUGGUGAGAGCAGGAAAUUCAGCGCGAUUCACCAUGAACUUUGAGGCCUCUCCUUGGCCUGAGGUCACAUGGCUGAAGGAUGGUGUGCCGGUCUCUAAAAAGGUGACAAUAAGUAAUGCAGAAGGCACAUCGCAGCUUCUGAUCCCUUCUGCUGAGCGCUCUGACUCCGGAAUCUACACUAUAGUUGUCAAGAACAUUGUUGGCCAAGAAACGUUCAGUAUUGAAAUAAGAGUCACAGAUGAGCCAAAACCACCAGGUCCAGUGGAGAUUGAAGAAAACGUGCCAGGCACAGUGACCGUUUCGUGGACACCGUCUCCAGAUGAGAAACGUGAUGAUAGGCUGCACUACAUGGUGACAAAGAGGGAUUCCAGCAAACGAACAUGGCACACUGUGGCAGAUCACAUCUUCAACAAUAAAUUCACAGCUUGCAAUAUAAUGCCUGGCAGAGAGUAUCAGUUCCGUGUCUACGCAAAGAAUGACAUGGGCUCCUCCAAACCCUCUGAAUCACCCAAGUGGCUGAUCACCAACAAAAAAGAGAGAUUCACUGUGAAUAUGCCUGAAUCCAAGGCCUGCGAUCUCCAGUGCCCCCCAAAGUUCCUUGUCCCACUCAAAAUGCACACAGCUCCUCAGGGAUAUGAAUGCUACAUGAGCUGCGCUUUGAAGGGUGAUCCAAUGCCUCAUGUUACAUGGCUCCGCAACAACAUCAGUCUCAAUACCAACACUAACUACUACAUCUCCAACACCUGUGGAGUCUGCUCUUUGCUCAUAUUGAGGGUCGGACCUAAAGACACUGGAGAGUACAAGGUUGUUGCAGAAAAUGCUAUGGGAACAGCAGAGUGCUCCACCAAGUUGACAGUAAGGGAGUAAAAAAAAAUGUGAUGAAGAUGGAGGACAUGUUACAUUUCUGGUCCUGUGUGAUCCUCCUGAAUCCUUGAAUUAUUACUUCAUAUUUAUUUACAAUAAAGUAUUAUGGAAAAAAAUGUUAUUUUGAUUACUCUAAAAUUGUAUUACAAAUAUAUAUUUUAAAAAGAUGACAAAUGUAUGCAUGCCUUACCAGAAAAAUUACAGUCCAAAAUGAAAAAUGCAGUUCCAAUCUAAUAAUUAGUUAAUUCUUUAAAUAAAUGUAUUAAUGUUAACUAUGGUUUAAAUAAAGCUUGAGAAAUGUCUUCUGAUUGGCUAAAUUCUGC